AUGUCACGGAAAUUAUGCACACUAAAUUUUACUCUUAGCGGAAAGCAGGGAAGUUUGGUCAUUAGGGAUAUCCAACUUUGGAGCAAUCGACCUACAGCAAGUAAAUCAACUUCAGAGUUGAGGGGACAAUUCAUUCAGUAUGUAGAUCUCGCAAAACUGCCUUUGUGGGUCCGCUCCACAAAUAUGAAUACAUAUAGAUGUUAUAGUACCAGUGCAACCGCACAGGCUUACUUCAAAUCAAAACUAAGGAACGCGAAUCGUGGCAUUGUCAUUGAAUUGUUUGACAAGGUCGAUCAGCGAUCGCAGGAGCCAGCAUACUUGAUUAUAUUUCGAGAGAACACAGAGUUAAACUGCUUUCAAGUGGAUCUAACAAUGAAGCAUGAGUUUGAUGGCCAGGUCACCAAAUUGAAGCAAGAUAUUGGAAAGACAAGGGCCUCCGUAUCAAAGGAAGGUAGUAUUGAUAUAAUAAUACAACAAUCUCAACAAAGGAAGAUCGGAACGAAAACGGAAGUGUAUCGCAACGUGCAUAUUAAUGACAAACGGCUUCAAUUCAAUGAAACUUUGUCCAAGCUAAUUUUGGGUGGCCUCCGACUUCGAGGUAUUUCUAAUUCUAUUACAGACUAUCAAAAGUUAUACAAGAUAACGUUUGAUGCAGCUGAAUUUACGCACAGGGAUGAAUUAAAACGCAUUUCGAUGGGAUCUGGUGAAGAGGUUUCGUUUGAAUCAUUGCAGGAAACUGUGGAAACUCUUCUGAAGCUCUUUACCAAAUCAUGA
Saccharomyces cerevisiae S288C is the source of this 774-nucleotide messenger RNA. RefSeq names its product Sld7p (gene SLD7). Lineage: Eukaryota; Fungi; Ascomycota; Saccharomycetes; Saccharomycetales; Saccharomycetaceae. The transcript has a single exon. The record is from RefSeq and is marked reviewed. Gene Ontology annotation, cellular component: nucleus; spindle pole. Gene Ontology annotation, biological process: regulation of DNA-templated DNA replication initiation. The coding region runs from base 1 to 774 and encodes 257 amino acids.